CUAUUUUCAGAUCUUGAUCAUUGUCAACAGAAGUUAUUAAAGUGCUCAAGACAAAUAGAGGCAUUCUUAUUUAUGAUCAAGAUCGAGCCACCGCUGCGUCACAAUGACGGAAGUACAGUGCCCGUUCCCUGGUUGUGAAUAUAAGACUGCUGAUCUGGAUGUACCAAACGUAGCAGCACUCAUCACAGCUCACAGCGUCGUUCAUACAGCCGCACCUUUCGAAGACCUACCAUUACCGCCGCGGGAACAAGCGAGGAUUGGGCUUACUUUCAGUCACGAUGGUCUGACUACGUCGACGCCACCUAAGUAGAUGGUCGUGAUAAGGUGAUUCAAUUACUUGAAUGUUGCGAUGAACCACUCCAUAAAGACCUCACACGGUCAGCAGGUGGCAGCCUCAAGGACAAAACUGAAGCAGAAGUACUGGCUGCCAUCCGUAAACUGGCUGCACGGGAAGAAAAUACAAUGGUUGCCAGAGUGACUUUACAUAAUAUGCGACAGGAUCGUGAUGAGACAGUGAGAAGCUUUGGUGCCCGUCUUCGCGGACAAGCUGACAUAUGUAAAUUUGUAAUUCCGUGUCCUGGUUGUGAUUCAAAUGUGAACUAUACAGACGCAAUCAUGCGUGAUGUGCUAUCUAGAGGCAUCGCAGAUCCAGAAAUUCAACUUGACCUUCUAGGUGAUAAAAAUCAGGACAUGACUCUAGAAGAAGUGUUUCAGUUUGUUGAAACGAAAGAGGCUGGAAAGAGAUCUGCGUCGAGACUCCUGGAUAUCCAUUCUGUGGAAGCAGCUAGCAGUUAUAAGAGAACAAAACAGACAUCCAGCAAAGCGGAUCCAGAUAUUUGUUCAUACUGUGGCAAACGCGGACAUGGUAAGAAGAGCAUAGCACGUAUCCGCAAAACUCAGUGCCCAGCAUAUGAUCAUAAGUGUGAACUUUGUAAUCGUGAACAACAUUUUGAAAACGUUUGCCGCCCUCAAGCCACAAGACCACAUGAUCAUGAAAGUGCUGUAUUUGAUGCCUUGUGUAUGCUAUCUGACCAUUCUAUGAACAAACAGAAGUUGAAUACAAGUGAUGAAGUGUACACACCUAUUGACAGAGACAAAUCAAAUGCAAGUGAUAAAGUGUGCUCAGUUAGAAAGAGUGACCACAAUGUACCUAUUGAUCACCAUGUGGGAUCCUUGGAUCUUGGAUCCACCAAAAUUCAAAGCCGCAACCAUUUGUAAAUGUGACUGUUCGAACUCUGCCUGCUGACUACACUGCAUUUGGUUUAGAUUCAAAGGUACGCCCUUGCACAGCUGUCAUACCUGCAAUGGCAGACACUGGAUGCCAAAGCUGUUUAGCUGGACUUAAGGUUAUUCACCGGCUAGGUUUACGUGAAUCUGAUAUAAUACCAGUGACUAUGCGUAUGCAUACUGCUAACAACAACGGGAUCAAAAUCCUUGGUGCAACGUUACUACGCAUAUCUAGCAAUGACUCCGAAGGGAAUGCAGUUGAAACAAGACAGAUGACCUACGUGACUGAUUCUUCUGACAAGCUGUUUUUGAGCAAAGAGGCAUGUGUUGCACUUGGAAUCAUCUCUGAUGACUUCCCCGAAGUGCGUGUUCUGUCACAACAUAGUGCUGCCGUCACCGAUGGAAAUACGACUGCCCCCUGUGGAUGUCCUGAACGACGACAGCCUCCACCACUUCCAAGAGCCUUACCAUUUCCAGCCACGAAUGAAAAUCGUGAAAAGCUACAGGAUUACCUUUUCAGGCACUUUAAAUCCAGCACGUUCAACACCUGUGAGCAUCAGCCGCUGCCUCUCAUGGACUGUCCACCAAUGAAACUAAUGGUUGAUCCUGAUGCCAAACCUGUCGCUCAUCACACACCUGUACCGGUCCCCCUACAUUGGCGAGAUGCUGUCAAGGAAGGACUUGA
Messenger RNA from Mya arenaria, 1912 nucleotides. RefSeq lists its product as uncharacterized. Bases 463 to 1218 code for a protein of 251 amino acids. The record is from RefSeq and is a predicted model, not a curated record. The transcript is spliced from 2 exons. NCBI's taxonomy places the organism in Eukaryota, Metazoa, Mollusca, Bivalvia, Myida, Myidae.